Messenger RNA from Amaranthus tricolor (Joseph's coat), 2068 nucleotides. Its product is annotated as PHD finger protein MALE STERILITY 1. NCBI's taxonomy places the organism in Eukaryota, Viridiplantae, Streptophyta, Magnoliopsida, Caryophyllales, Amaranthaceae. The transcript is spliced from 3 exons. The record is from RefSeq and is a predicted model, not a curated record. Bases 1 to 1995 code for a protein of 664 amino acids.
AUGUCACAGUUAGAUUACUUGCACGCCUGCAAUAAGAGGCGGAAAAGGUCAUCUGCAGAUCAGAGAGUGUUUAGGUUCAAGUCUUUUUGUGAACCGGGUUAUCCAGCCCAGUUUGAUGGCCCUUUUUGGAACAAUGUUAAAGCACUACUAGAAUUUGGGCAUUUUGAGACUAAUUAUAGUAUUAAUGGCAUGAUAAGCUGGUCCUUUCAGCUACAACUUCAUCGUCAUAGACCAGAGCAUCGGAUUUUCCUUUUUGUUAUAGAGGAGCCUGUUGAAGCUUCAAUCUACCGAUACUGCAAACAUUGUCGUUACAUAGGUUGGGGACAGCAUAUGAUCUGCAACAUGAUGUAUCACUUUGUUGUGCCUUCCAAGGAAACAGCAGCAAUGGCUUCUACCUGUUUGAGCUGCCAAGGUAAUUGCUGUAGUGAUGGCACAGUUUUAACUGCAAGAUGUACAAAAUCCUGCAGCUUGGUGGAACUGGAGGGCCAUACUCUUCAUGGAGUCUUUCACUGCAACGGAUUCGGACAUUUGCUAUGUGUAAACGGGCUUGAAAUGGGUUCAGACUUGGCCGGUGAUCAGCUCAUGGAUUUCUGGGAUCGCAUUUGCACUGGUUUACGAGCAAGGAAAGUCAGCUUAACAGACAUAUCUCAGAAGAAAGGCAUGGACUUGAGACUUCUUCAUGGACUAGCAUAUGGAGGGCCCUGGUUUUCGCGAUGGGACUAUAAAUUUGGGCGUGGAAGCUUUGGAGUAACAGAAUCCAUGUAUCAAAAAUCCAUACAGGCCUUACAAAACAUCCCUUUAUGCCUUCUCUUCCACCAUCUAAGUCCCUUAGACAAUUACUUACCCGUCAUAUUCUCAAGAUACCAAGCCUUAUCUGAGCAUUCUUUAAUCACCUUGAAUGACCUUUUCCACUUCAUGCUCGAGCUCAGGUCUCGUCUCCCAAAAGACACCGCCCCUUCUGAUUUGUUCAACCCAGGCAUCCUUCUAGAAACAUCAUGUAGGUGGUCCCCUAAAAGGGUUGAAAUGGCUACUAGGGUCAUAGUAGAGGCUUUAAAAACAUCGGAGCCCAAAUGGGUCUCAAGACAGGAGGUUCGAGAUGCUGCUAGAGCUUACAUUGGUGAUACCGGACUGUUGGAUUUCGUUCUCAAAUCACUUGGAAACCAUGUUGUGGGUAAGUACAUUGUUCGACGUACCUUAAAUCCUGUUACCAAAGUUCUGGAAUAUUGUUUGGAAGAUAAAUCAGUUAGCCAAGAUCACAGCCUAAUGGUUAGAGAAUCCAAGUCUAACAUGAUGAUGGUCACCAGAGUUCAACUAGCAAUGGACAUUGUAUACCUUUACCAAUCCGCCCUUCGAGAAAGAAAGCCUACAACAGGACAAGGUAGCACAAUUUUAAUAGCUAGCAGGGUGAUUCUUGACAGCAAACACCUUAUUAAAGAAUUUAAUUUUCAUCAAAACCUUUCAUUGAGGAACAAAUUCAGCCUUAAUGGGGAGGAUAAUUUAAUAGAUUUAUUCUGCACUUUGCAACUGAAAGACAGACAAGUUCUGCAGCCUACUGAAAAUGUUAGACUGAAAGGAAUCAUUAACAUUGAAGAGUUAAAAAGAGAGGCUGAAAAAUGGUUCAAAGACAUGUAUUGGGGAAUGAAAGGAUUGGUGAUUCAAUCAAUUUUGAAUGUUAAUGCAAACGAAAAUGAUUUCGUAUGUGGGAUGAUUGAAGACGGGAGGGAUGUGAUUCUUGAAGCAGGAUUCGUGGGCGAUGGUGAUGGAUGGAAUAUGUAUAAAUUCGAAAGUAAGUGUCAUAAUGAAGGUUAUGGACGCAUAGAGUGUGCGUGUGGUGCAAAAGAGGAUGAUGGUGAGAGGAUGGUUGGUUGUGAUAUUUGUGAAGUGUUGCAGCAUACAAGGUGUGUUAGGAUUCCAAACAAUGAAGAUGUUCCAAGAAUAUUUCUUUGUAAUCGUUGUGAACAAGACAUUAUAUUGUCUCCUUCUUUAGUUAUGUAGGAUCUAAAGUUGAUGUUUCAUGUGAACAAGAUAUUAUAAUUAGUAUUAGUAUGUGUAUUCUAGUUUCAAAAUU